GUUUAUGCGGCCGACUAACUUCGUACUCUUAUGAAAGUUUAAUUUCGUUCUACGUUGAUAUCAGCAUGUACUUAGCUAGCCGCGUCACUGGACGUAUCUCCGUGUGAAGCUGUGUGAUAAAUCCUAUUUCCGACCCUUCACAUUUUAAUAUCUGCACACGUGAUUGCGUUCUACAAGUGAAGAGGGAAGACGUUCAAAUCAGUUUGUCUGUUUUGUACAUCCUUGCGAAGAAAACAAAGACAGAGCUGGCUAAUUAAGCAGUCAACAUAUGCUGUUAACCUCAAAACGUACCAACAGUGAACAACAAACGUUGCACUUUUAAGCGGGACUUUUUUCCAUUUAUAGUUAUGACAAACGAAAGACUCCUUUGUGUUGAAGAUGCAAGGUUUACAAGUUUUGCAUUGCCACCGACUGAUAUAAAGAACUUGGAUAAUGGCAUCGCGGAUCAAAAUCGACUGGUGCUGGACAACACACAAAAAGACAAAUCUCCUUCAGCGGUACAGCGCAUUUUAGGCUCUUUAAAAUUGUCACCGACAACCCGACGCGAUUCACCAGUAAAUGACAAGGACAAGCUGCAAGUGCCAAAAAAACCAAACGCUAAUGGUGGGUCAACAUGCGGUCACUUAACGCAUGAAUACCGUAAACACGCAACAAUAUCGACGUCCAGUUCGGACUAUCCCGAGACGGACUCCUUUUCGGAUUCUACCUACUCACAAAGCUCAGAUGCAUCGGUCAAUUCAAAUACGACUUCCACCGAUUCAGACAACAAUCGGAUAUUUCAGCAAGGUAUUGCAGCCCAAGAUCGGAUUUCCCUGAAGCAAAACAGUGAUAUUAUAGACGUGGAUGAGGGAUUUUUAAGAAGGGUUUUGAUGUUAAUGAAAGUUGUUUUAUAUUUAAGGCACAGCUUUCCUCUUAAUCUGCUGCGGAGAAGAAAGGUUUUUCCUGAGAGCAAGAAAAGAGAAAUAAAAUUUCCUGACAGUUUGAGUGUCAGUUCCUAUGAAUCAAGCGACUCGCAAGAUUCGAGUGUUUUCAGCGGGAGGAGCCCGCGGGCAAGAAAACGCAUAUCUUUCAGUCCUAUUACGUUAUUAUUUUCCGCCAUUACAGAAAAAGCAUUCACUGAGGCCAAAGCUAUUUUAGAAGAACAAGAACUAGACGUCAAUUCGCAAACACCAAACGGACAAUCGUUGCUUCACAUUGCUGCUGCAAACGCAGAUUUAAAAUGUGUUCAGCUUCUUCUCCAACACGGCGCUGACGUGAACGUGAAGGACACAAAUGGUUGGAGCCCGCUACACGCGGCAGUGAGGCGAGGCAACUGGAAAUGUGCUAUUCUUUUGAUUGAAGCUGGGGCAGAUUUCGGAGAAUAUGCGCAAGCAAGAAUUCAAGAAUACAAUCAAGUACUUCAAAUGUCUACGACCUUUUACAGAUCAGUGGAGAUUUUUGUGUGAUUUAUGAAUUUUUCUCUAAUUGCACAUAUGUAUUUCAAAUUUAUGCAUUUUUAAAAUUUUAUAUUUGCAUUCUCGAGGAUAUAUGAUAAAGUUUCGUCAAAAGCCAGAUGUAUAUAUUAUUAAUUAAAAUUGUCCCUAAUUUAUCGAAG
Messenger RNA from Porites lobata, 1594 nucleotides. NCBI's taxonomy places the organism in Eukaryota, Metazoa, Cnidaria, Anthozoa, Scleractinia, Poritidae. The record is from the annotation of a GenBank genome assembly.